AUGGCGGGAGUAGGUGCCUGGCAGCCCAGGCCCUCCACAAGGGGGCAGGAGGCGGUAGGAGGCCUUGGAAUCAGCAUCUGGAUGCCAGUCAGCCUGUGCCAAAGGGCCCUGCUGCGUGACGGCCUCAGCUUGGCCAUCGACACGGCCGGCUGGGGUCAAGAUGCCCACCGCCGCCACCCGGUGAGAAGGGGUCCACAGCCCUGGCGUGAAGCUCCUCCCAGCAGCCCGGCAUCUGCCCCGACUGCCCAGGAGGCCCCUCAGCCUGCCGCCGGCCCCAGACCUCCCCGCUGCGGCGUGCCUGACCCGCUGGAUGGGCCGAGUGCCCACAACCGACAAAAGCGGUUCGUGCUGUCGGGCGGGCGCUGGGAAAAGACGGACCUCACCUACAGGAUCCUCCGGUUCCCAUGGCAGCUGGUGCGGGAACAGGUGCGGCAGACGGUGGCAGAGGCCCUACAGGUAUGGAGUGAUGUGACGCCACUCACCUUUACCGAGGUGCACGAGGGCCACGCUGACAUCAUGAUCGACUUCACCAGGUACUGGCAUGGGGACAACCUGCCAUUUGAUGGACCUGGGGGCAUCCUGGCCCACGCCUUCUUCCCCAAGACCCACCGAGAAGGGGAUGUCCACUUCGACUAUGACGAGACCUGGACAAUCGGGGACAACCAGGGCACAGACCUCCUGCAGGUGGCAGCCCAUGAAUUUGGCCAUGUGCUCGGGCUGCAGCACACGACAGCUGCUAAGGCCCUCAUGUCCCCUUUCUACACCUUCCGAUACCCGCUGAGCCUCAGCCCGGAUGACCGCAGGGGCAUCCAGCACCUCUACGGCCGGCCUCGACUAGCCCCCACCUCUAGGCCCCCAGACCUGGGCCCCGGGGCCGGGGUGGACACCAACGAGAUUGCACCACUGGAGCCAGAUGCCCCACCAGAUGCCUGCCAGGUCUCCUUUGAUGCGGUCGCCACCAUCCGCGGCGAACUCUUCUUCUUCAAGGCAGGCUUUGUAUGGCGGCUGCGCGGGGGCCAGCUGCAGCCCGGCUACCCUGCGCUGGCCUCGCGCCACUGGCAGGGGCUGCCCACCUCCGUGGAUGCAGCCUUCGAGGAUGCCCAGGGCCACAUCUGGUUCUUCCAAGGAGCUCAAUACUGGGUAUACGAUGGUGAGAAGCCAGUCCUGGGCCCCGCGCCCCUCUCUGAGCUGGGCCUACUGGGGUCCCUGGUCCACGCCGCCCUGGUCUGGGGCCCCGAGAAGAACAAGAUCUACUUCUUCCGAGGCGGAGACUACUGGCGCUUCCACCCCAGCACCCGCCGUGUGGACAGCCCUGUGCCCCGCCGGGCCACCGACUGGCGAGGGGUGCCCUCUGAGAUCGACGCUGCCUUCCAGGAUGCUGACGGCUAUGCCUACUUCCUGCGCGGCCGCCUCUACUGGAAGUUUGACCCUGUGAAGGUGAAGGCCCUGGAGGGCUUCCCCCGCCUCGUGGGCCCCGACUUCUUUGGGUGUACCGAGCCUGCCAAUACUUUCCGCUAACCAUGGCUUGGAUGUCCUCAGGGCCCCUAACCCCUGCCAGGACACUGACAUCGGCUGGAGACGCUGGCCAUCUUUGUGGCUGUGGGCACUUGGUGCGGCACGGAGCCGUGCCUACUCGGGGGUGGGGGGGGAGGCGGGCACUGCCAUCAGGACUGCAGGAAGGGCCGCGCGGGUCGUGGCCACUGCCAGUGACUGCCUCAGACUGGGCAGGGAGGCUCCGGCAUUAAGGGUGAGGGUGGCCUCAGGCCAGUUCCACCCAACCUGUGCUGGUCACAGUCAAACCCAGCUGCCUUGGGUCUCUGUCCCCAUUCUUCAGAGUAGCACCUCAGCAGGGCUGGGGGAGUUGGAGCCCUCACUGUCCUGGCUGUGGGGUAACACAGGGUGCUGGCAUGUGGGUCCCAGGGCACUGUGCCUUCUGUCUUUUCCUGAGAAGUCAGCUCUGGUAGGUGCUUGGAACUGGCUGCCUUCCAGUUGGUGGUUCUGGAGACCUGUUCCCCAGGAUCCAGGGCACAAGGGCCAGGCAGCUGGGGAGGGGGGUGCUUCCUGCCAGAGACCCUGGGACCUGGAGGCCCCAACAUACCUCAAUCCUAUCACGGGUCAGAUCCUCUCCAGCCCUCACCCCACACCAAG
Molecule: messenger RNA, 2148 nt
Organism: Globicephala melas (long-finned pilot whale)
Lineage: Eukaryota; Metazoa; Chordata; Mammalia; Artiodactyla; Delphinidae
Gene: MMP11
Product: matrix metallopeptidase 11
Biological process (GO): extracellular matrix organization; proteolysis; collagen catabolic process
Cellular component (GO): extracellular matrix
Molecular function (GO): zinc ion binding; metalloendopeptidase activity
Source: RefSeq, a predicted model, not a curated record